GCGGAUGGCGACAGGUUAGUACCUCCAUGUCUUCAACAUAUCUUAUUCGUGACGCUAACAUUUAUCUGCUAGGUCCCCGUCUCCCCCGCCACAGUACGAUAACUUUGGACGACGUGUAAACACUAGGGAAUACCGCUAUCGCAAACGCCUUGAGGAUGAGCGUCACAAACUCGUGGAAAAAGCGAUGCAGACCAUUCCUAAUUAUCACCCGCCCUCUGACUAUAGGCGUCCCACUAAGACCCAAGAGAAGGUCUAUGUGCCUGUGAAUGACUACCCAGAGAUUAACUUCAGUAUGAUAACUAACCCUCUAACUCCUAACCGUUUUGCACUCACUCGUUGCUCGAGUCGGGCUCACGAUCAAGACAUCGCUGCUUCUCAGCGAUUCUUUUUCGGCUCGCUUCUUGCUAACCCUUGCUUUUUUUUGUUGCUUAAUGUUGCGCACAUGCCUUUUUACAUCAUCAAGAAAUACCAAGGAAAACAAACCGAACUAACACAUAGCUCUUGCUACCUAUUACAGUUGGCUUACUCAUAGGUCCCCGUGGAAAUACAUUGAAAAAGAUGGAGACCGAGUCUGGUGCAAAGAUUGCUAUCCGCGGAAAAGGCUCCGUCAAGGAAGGAAAGGGCCGGUCUG
Molecule: messenger RNA, 631 nt
Organism: Aspergillus versicolor CBS 583.65
Lineage: Eukaryota; Fungi; Ascomycota; Eurotiomycetes; Eurotiales; Aspergillaceae
Gene: bbp
Product: putative zinc knuckle transcription factor/splicing factor MSL5/ZFM1
Exons: 1
Coding region: 185-532 (115 amino acids)
Molecular function (GO): RNA binding
Source: RefSeq, a predicted model, not a curated record